Molecule: messenger RNA, 1926 nt
Organism: Pestalotiopsis fici W106-1
Lineage: Eukaryota; Fungi; Ascomycota; Sordariomycetes; Amphisphaeriales; Sporocadaceae
Exons: 4
Coding region: 1-1926 (641 amino acids)
Biological process (GO): signal transduction
Cellular component (GO): protein phosphatase type 2A complex
Molecular function (GO): protein phosphatase regulator activity
Source: RefSeq, a predicted model, not a curated record
AUGAGGCGUCUCAGCCAGAAAAUGCUUCGCGGCAAGAGCGAUAGCAAGUCGUCAAAGAAGAAUAAGGACUCCAAAGACGGCACUGCCUCCCCCUCUGGCGGAUCCCGAGAGUCUCAAUCCCCCAACUUGACACCUUCGUCCUCAACGUCUACUCUGAACGAUAUCCGCAACAAGCCCCUGCCACCAAAUAACAGAGGAGACACCGGCAAUGCGGGCCAGACUGGCUCCCCUUCAGGUCAGGGCACUGCUGAUAGAUUCGGCAAUUUGGGCUCUUCUCAAGGUUCGCCAAAUGGUUCCGCCACGCCUAGCAGACAUGGUUCUCUGCCACCCACAGUCGUUAUCAGCCCUAGCGCUCCACAUGUCCCUCCUCCGGGUGCAGCUGAAACGAUGCCUCACGAUCUAGCUCCUCCUAAAGCUGGCCAGAAGUCCUUGAUGUUUGACCGACUCCACCAAACCCCAAAGGAUGUCCCCGAAGGUCUUCGAACUCCCAAGAGGCAGCAUUCGUCGCGAUUCGACAUCUCGCUUCACCGUGAACUGGAGAAACUGCCUGGCUUCCAUGAAGUACCACCCAAUCGUCGCCAAGAGCUCUUCAUGCAGAAGAUUGACCAGUGCAAUGUCAUCUUUGACUUCAAUGAUGCUAGCGGUGAUAUGAAGUCCAAGGAAAUCAAGCGUCUCGCAUUGCAUGAACUGCUCGAUUAUGUCGCCAAUAACCGUCAGGUUAUUACCGAGCCCAUGUACCCACGCGUUGUCGAGAUGUUUGCAAAGAAUCUGUUCCGACCGAUUCCGCCUCCUAUGAACCCCCAGGGCGAGGCUUUUGAUCCAGAGGAGGACGAACCUGUCUUGGAGGUCGCAUGGCCGCAUAUUCAGGUGGUUUACGAAUUCUUCUUGCGAUUCAUCGAGAGCCAGGACUUCAACACCAACAUUGCCAAGGCUUACAUUGACCACAGCUUUGUCCUCCAACUUUUGGAGCUCUUCGAUUCUGAGGAUCCUCGGGAAAGAGAUUUCCUCAAGACGACACUGCACAGGAUCUACGGAAAGUUCUUGAACCUCCGAUCCUUCAUUCGCCGAUCAAUCAACAAUGUCUUCUUCCAGUUCGUAUACGAGACGGAGAGAUUCAACGGCAUUGCCGAGCUUCUUGAGAUUUUGGGCUCCAUCAUUAAUGGUUUUGCCCUACCUCUAAAGGAGGAGCAUAAGUUGUUCCUGACCAGAGUGCUGCUUCCCCUGCACAAGGUCAAGAGUCUCAGCAUGUACCACCCUCAGCUAGCUUACUGCAUUGUGCAGUUCCUGGAGAAGGAUGCAUCACUCACUGAGGAGGUUGUACUUGGUCUUUUGCGAUACUGGCCCAAGGUCAACAGCACCAAAGAGGUCAUGUUCCUCAACGAAGUGGAAGAUAUAUUCGAGGUCAUGGACCCUGCCGAGUUCGCCAAAGUCCAGGAGCCGCUUUUCCACCAGCUGGCCAAGUCGGUCGCAAGCCCUCAUUUCCAAGUCGCUGAACGUGCGCUAUACUUUUGGAAUAAUGAGUACUUUUGCAACCUCGUCAGCGACAAUGUUGAGAUCAUCCUCCCUAUCAUGUUUGCACCGCUCUAUGAAAAUUCUAAGGGACAUUGGAACAGAACGAUCCAUGGCAUGGUAUAUAACGCUAUGAAACUGUUCAUGGAGAUCAAUCCGCAGCUGUUUGAUGACUGUUCCCACGAGUACACUGAACAACAGAACAACGCCCCGGCGCGUGAGGCACUGAGGGAAAGAAAGUGGCAAGCCAUCAAAGACCAGGCCGGCAAAGGCAAAACGGCCAACGGUGUCCAUGAGCUUGAUCAAAGCGAGGAUAACCAGAAGCGUCUCGACUCGUUGAAGUUGGACAGUGAUCGGCGAGACCGUCGUCCCGCACAUGAGCGGCAAACCUCGGUAGGCUCUUCCAGAAGCCGGUGA